CCAACCCCCCGUCCCUCCCCCCGCGCCUCGGACCCCCCCCUCCCCCCCAGCUCCCGUCUUGUCUGCUCGCCGGGUCUGGCCAUGGGCUCCGCCGCUCGCCCAGCGCGGAGGUCGCCCCCGCCGCCGCCUCCGCCGCCGCCAUCGCCGCUGCUGCUGCUGCUGCCCCUGCUGCCGCUCUGGCUGGGCCUGGCAGGACCCGGGGCCGCGGCAGACGGCAGCGAGCCUGCGGCCAGGGCGGGGCGGGGCGGGGCCCGCGCCGUGAGAGUGGACGUGAGGCUGCCGCGACAGGACGCUCUGAUCCUGGAGGGCGUCAGGAUUGGCCCCGAAGCCGACCCAGCACCCACGCUGGGCGGUCGACUGCUGCUGAUGGACAUCGUGGAUGCUGAGCAGGAGGUGCCGGUAGAAGGCUGGAUUGCAGUGGCAUAUGUGGGCAAGGAGCAGGCGGCUCAGUUCCACCAGGAGAGUCAGGGCAGCGGCCCACAAGCCUAUCCUAAGGCCCUGGUCCAGCAGAUGCGGAGGGCGCUCUUCCUGGGAGCCUCUGCCCUGCUCCUUCUCAUCUUGAACCACAACGUGGUCCGAGAGCUAGACAUAUCGCAGCUUCUGCUCAGACCAGUGAUUGUCCUCCAUUAUUCUUCCAAUGUCACCAAGCUACUGGAGGCACUGCUGCAGAGGACCCAGGCCACAGCUGAGAUCACCAGUGGAGAGUCCCUGUCAGCCAAUAUCGAGUGGAAGCUGACCCUGUGGACCACCUGUGGCCUCUCCAAGGAUGUCUACGGAGGAUGGCAGGACUUGGUGUGCCUGGGAGGCAGUCGGGCCCAGGAGCAGAAGCCCCUGCAGCAGCUGUGGAACGCCAUCCUGCUGGUGGCCAUGCUCCUGUGCACAGGCCUUGUGGUCCAGGCCCAGCGGCAGGCAUCAAGGCAGAGCCAGCGGGAGCCCGGAGGCCAGGUGGAUCUGUUCAAGCGCCGUGUGGUGCGGAGACUGGCAUCACUCAAGACCAGGCGCUGCCGUCUGGGCAGGGCAGCACAGGGGCCCCCAGAGCCUGGUGCUGAGACCUGCGCUGUGUGUUUGGACUACUUCUGCAACAAGCAGUGGCUCCGGGUGCUACCCUGUAAACAUGAGUUUCACCGAGACUGUGUGGACCCCUGGCUGAUGCUCCAGCAGACUUGCCCGCUGUGCAAAUUCAACGUCCUGGGGAACCGCUACUCAGAUGAUUAGCUGCCACAGCUGGGUCUCUGCACAUGGGCAAGGGACCCUCCUGCCUUCACCCUGGCCCUAGGCCUGGGCUCGUGGAACAGAAUAGCAGAUGGAUAGGAAGCUCUGCCGGUGGGAGGAAGGAUAGGGGCCUCCCCUGCUAGGGGGCAAGGUGCCCCAUCAUAUUCAUACUGGGAAGGAGGGACCACAGCCCCCAGUUAAGGAUGCAGGGUCUGGACCUGCCAGUCAAGAGGGAAAAGCCACUUUGGGGCCCUUCUCUGCCAUCCUGGGGUGUCUGUGCCUGCCCUCCCCACAGGCAACCCCCAUGACCUGGGAUGGGGACCCUGGGAAAGAGGGUGUGGGGCGGUACAGCUGUUCCCAGGGCUCUGGCAUCUCUCUGACCUGCCGGUCCGGGCAUCCCUGGGGGCUGAGGCUGCAGUGGCUGGCCCGGCUUUGUGCUUAUUUAUUGGGGUUUGGAUUGCGGGAGGAGCUGCUGGCCUUGGGGACACCCUGGCCUGACCGCCUUUCAGGACACAUCUUGGUCAAGGCUGUGAUGGUCAACCCAGAGGCCCCUCCGCUGAUACUGCCCUCAGCCCUUGAACACUGGGAGGUGUGAGUGCUACCGCCUGUCCGGCUGGGCUCCCUUCCAGGCCUGGCUGGGACCAGAGGCCUCAGGAGCCAUCCAGUCCUGUGCUUCUUAGCUGGGCUACACGUGGCUGACCAGGAUACUUGAAGCUGCAGGAUAAAUGUGGUGCAUCUUUUAGGGGCAGCCGGUUUUUUUAGAUUUGGGGUAGGAGAGGUUUAAUAAUGAAGUAAACAUGGAUAUAUUUUAACAUAA
Molecule: messenger RNA, 2029 nt
Organism: Hyaena hyaena (striped hyena)
Lineage: Eukaryota; Metazoa; Chordata; Mammalia; Carnivora; Hyaenidae
Gene: RNF215
Product: ring finger protein 215
Exons: 9
Coding region: 82-1215 (377 amino acids)
Biological process (GO): ubiquitin-dependent protein catabolic process
Molecular function (GO): ubiquitin protein ligase activity
Source: RefSeq, a predicted model, not a curated record